AUGGCCUCGACCGCCCCCGCCGGCGACGACAAGCCCCCGGAGACCGCCCCGGGCAGCCCCAUCGGCCCCGAUCCCCACAGGGAUGUCGAGCCCCCGGCGCCGGUGACGUCGUCGGGCGAUGGCGGUACGUCGGUGACGGGGACGACGGAGGAUUUCUACCCGCUGCCGCUGUGGGCCUUGGCAGAGCGGGCGUGCCCCUCGUGCGAGCGCAAGAGGAUGAUCCGCGAGAAGUGGGAGGCGAAGCGCGGCCUCGAACCCCUGGCAUGUCCCCGAAGUGACGACGACGGGGUGCCAUCGUCGCCGUCAGCGCCGGCGCAGGGGCCCGGGACGGAGCUUCAGGACCCGCAGGCGCCCUCGGCAACAUGGUGGUGCGACCCGUGCGAGCAACACAAGAAGUCGCUGCGCGACUGGCGUCUCCGAAGGGAGGGCAAGCUCGCCCCACCUCCGCCCCCGCCGCCGCCGCCGCCGCCGCCCCGGCCAUCCGAGGCGCCGUUUUACUUUGGGAUACCAGGGCUUGGUGACGCCAAGUCGAUAAUAGCGCUGGGGCGGACGCUGCAGGAGCAGGCGCGGCGCGGGAAGAAGCGGCCUCUCUCGGUAGCGGAAGAGCGGGGGUACCGCGAGUGCGACGUGGGCAAGAGGGUGGUGCGCCAGAAGCUGGACGUGCCGCCCCGGGACACGGUCGGCUUUGGCGCCGCGACGAGAGUACGCGAUGCGCUGACGAAGAUGAUGCCUGAUAAGCGGAGGGGCGCGCGCCGCGUGGACUACUCCAAGUUGACGCCGCUCGUGGGGUCGCGGGAGCCCAGCUCCAUUGCUGCGGCUGGAGAGGACGGUUUGCACGACGAGGCGUUUCAAAUCAUCGGGCUCCAUGAGGGCAGCUCCGCCCAGAGGUUUGCCCUACAGGUCUCAAGGGAGUUCAUGCGGCUGCUGGACCCACAGGCGAGUUCUAGCGCCCCAGCUGGAGGCGAUCUGGACGGGAGGCUGGACGAGGAGGCGAUCGACAAUUUGCUGAAUGAGGAGGGCAUGGAGGACAUUGUCAAAACAUCGAUACCAAAAGCUUAUUCCAAGGAGAUUUUUUAUGACUUAAUAAUGGAGUGUAUUAGACAAUACCGAAAGUGGCUGUCAGAUAACGCAGACAAGUUAGAUAAGGAAAAAAAUGAGCAGUACCUGCUGCAGCUUGUACCCAUGGCAGACCUUACUUUGGUUUAUGAUAAGGAGCCUGAGAAUUUGUCCAAGAUAAUCAAACUGAUGUACAAGGUCGGAGAAUAUGGCCCACCACCCAGUGGUGUCAUUCAUGCUAUAUCUCCUCAUCUUUAUCAGAGUACCAUGGACCAACUCGCCGCUGCUGGAGCAGUAGACAUUUUGCACGGUAAGUUGCCGCAAGUCAUCAAAGUACAGACAGAGGUGCUCCAUGAGGGCUGCUCUGGCCAGAGGUUGGUUGGACAGGUGGAGUUUGUGCGGCUGCUGGACUCAGAGGUGGGUUCUGGCACCACAGCUGGAGGCGAUCUGGACCAGGGGCUGGUUGAGGACGUGAUAGACAAUUUGCUGAAUAUGGAGGGCAUGCAGGACAUUGUCAAGACAUGGAUGCCAAAAGUUUGUUCCAAGGAGAUUCUUUAUGAGCUCUUUAUGGAGUAUGUUGGGCAAUACCCAAAGUGGCUGGAAGAUAAUAAGGACAAGUUAGAUACGGAAAACUAUGACCAGUGCGUGAAGCAGUUUGAGUCCAUGGUGAACCUUACUACCGUUUAUGAUAACGAGCCUGAGAAUUUCUCCAAGAUAAUGAAACUCAUGUACAAGAUCGGAGAAUAUGGCCCACCUCCCAGUGGUUUCAUUCAUGCUGCAUCUCGUGUUUAUGAGAGUACGAUGGAGAAAGUGUCUACUGGGAUAGUCGAGCUGCUGCAGAAUUAUGACAAAUUGUUCCCUGCGGACGCUAGUCCAUCAACCACAUGAAGCAGUGUGGACCCGUAUACACGUACCGUCCUAUGCAAAUCAUCAUAUAUAGGCACGCGUAUAACGAAUUCAUCCUCGCUGUUUAGUUUUGGAGAUUACAUGAACAAUUUGGUCUGGUACACGGCCAGCUGUGCCUGUAAUUUCUAGUAACUAGUAACUACACCGGGAAGUUUAAAUCGAUGA
Messenger RNA from Hordeum vulgare subsp. vulgare (domesticated barley), 2127 nucleotides. RefSeq lists its product as uncharacterized. Bases 1 to 1944 code for a protein of 647 amino acids. Lineage: Eukaryota; Viridiplantae; Streptophyta; Magnoliopsida; Poales; Poaceae. The transcript is spliced from 8 exons. Gene Ontology annotation, biological process: protein import into peroxisome membrane. The record is from RefSeq and is a predicted model, not a curated record. Gene Ontology annotation, cellular component: peroxisome; peroxisomal membrane.